Sphaeramia orbicularis (orbiculate cardinalfish) is the source of this 2426-nucleotide messenger RNA. RefSeq names its product secretion associated, Ras related GTPase 1B (gene sar1b). The record is from RefSeq and is a predicted model, not a curated record. Lineage: Eukaryota; Metazoa; Chordata; Actinopteri; Kurtiformes; Apogonidae. Gene Ontology annotation, molecular function: GTPase activity; GTP binding. Gene Ontology annotation, biological process: intracellular protein transport.
UUUUGGGAGUUGUUGGACAGCCAUUGCAGUGUCGUGGCUCAGUAACAAAACACGAAAGAGAAGAAGAGGGGGACCUGACAUCACGUAGGCUCUCCAAUUUUCUGCCAGGGAGAAGAAAUUACAUAGUUAUAAGAGCUAACACAUUCGCUAAAUCAAUCUACGUCUAGACAGCGGGAUUCAACAGCUCCGAUUAUGUCAUUCUUGCUGGACUUGAUUUAUAGCGGUUUCAAUAGUGUACUACAGUUUUUAGGACUGUACAAGAAAUCCGGCAAGUUAGUAUUUCUUGGCCUGGACAAUGCUGGCAAAACAACGCUACUGCACAUGCUCAAAGAUGACAGAUUGGGACAGCAUGUGCCAACCCUACAUCCAACCUCGGAAGAGCUGAUGAUCGCUGGCAUGACCUUCACUACCUUCGACCUUGGAGGUCACGCACAAGCCCGCAGAGUGUGGAAAAACUACCUCCCUGCCAUUAAUGGCAUUGUCUUCCUUGUGGAUUGUGCAGACCACCUCAGAUUGGGGAACAAAGCAGAACUUGAUGCAUUAAUGACAGAUGAGACUAUCGGAAACGUGCCUAUCCUGAUCCUGGGCAACAAGAUCGACAGACCAGAAGCCAUCAGUGAGGAGAGACUGAGGGAAUGUUUCGGAUUGUACGGACAGACGACAGGAAAGGGGAACAUUCCCAUGAAGGAGCUGAACACGAGACCACUGGAAGUGUUCAUGUGCAGCGUGUUGAAGAGGCAGGGCUACGGCGAGGGGUUCCGCUGGCUCUCCCAGUACAUCGACUAAAAGCAGCCAAGGCCACACCGAAACCACCAACAACAACAACCCAACAAACCACCACCAACCACCAUCAGGCAGAGGGGUGAGGGUGCUAAAACCCGACCGCCCUAAGACCUGAUGCCACUAGGACCAUCAUACUCAGCCCCAUGUUCAGCUCAAACGAAUCUGCCUCCACCUUCAGAGAAACCAGUUCAACGAUCCCAAUAGACUUUUAUUGGUCGAACAUUUGGUUCCGCACUUACAGAAUUCAUACCUGUACGCGCACACACACAACUACACACAACAGUACACACUGGUCUCCAUCUCUGUUUUUCUAAAGAGGGUUAACAUAGCAUUGGUUCCUCAACAAACGGUGUUUCAAAUUCAAGCAGAUGAAUCUUUUCUACAUUGUGUCUGUCGUUUGCUGCCCUCUGCCUCCCCUCCUGCUAUCUGUUGAGUGUGAUAAGACACAUUAUAACUGUAAAUCUGUAUAGGGUUCCAUUGGUACAUCAAUAAUUCCUGAUGCCUCUUUCUCCUCUUUAAACUCAUUAUGAGCAAUGAGACAGAGUAAAAUAGUUGUAUACAUUGCAGUACCUUUUUUAACAGUAAAGACAUUAAUUCAUCGUAUGUAAUCAGUUUUGGGUUUGUUUUUUUUUGCCUUUUAUUUCUAUUUUCUACAUGAUCACAGUAAUCAAACAGAUGUGUGGCCACGUUUAACAGCCUUCACUAUAGAUGUGUGGCUGUUGCACCCAUUUUUAAAAUGGACCAGUGCAUUUAUCUUAGUGUAUCAGCAAAUAGAUUCUUUUUUUUUCUUAGGAAAUUUAAGUACUCUUGUUCAGGAACUUUUUUUAUGUUGUUGGCACAGUAGCAUUGAAUGGAUCCAAGCAGUCUAUGGGCUCUCUUUUUUUUUUUUUUUUUUUUUUUAAGUGAAAGAAACAUGGGGUGGAAGGACAGCAAACGGGAAGAUUUUAAUAGAGAAUAAUACUGGUUAUAACCCGGGCAAAGUUUGCAAAUUGUGUAGAUACAGUGCAAAGAACAGCCAAUGAAAAGAGGAAUAUUUAACUAAAAAUUUAACGAAACUUUGGGAUGAAAUGGCUUGAUAAUAACAUGUGGUAAGAGAUGGAGGAAUGAGCAGAUGGAUGUAACAUCUUGUCAAUAUCGGAAGUCCAUCCUACAGAUGUGAUUGUACAGGGUGAAUCUAGUGACCAAGCUUAGAUAACAGAGGACCCGGCCCCACAGUGGGAGCAGGUAAGGGGCCUAAUACACCUACAAGAAAGGGACCAUAUAUAUGAAGUGUACAUGGACAUCGUACAUGGAUUUUGUAUUUGUACGUGGUAUCCUUUUGAUCUAUGUGCAUUACCAGAAACUAUUAUGCAUGCCUUGUUUUUUUAAUUCUUAGAUGACCAUUAUUCCAGAGAGUACACCAGGAGGGAAAGAAGAUGCCAAAAUUUAUGAAACAAUGAGAGCUGAUUGUCAUGUUUUUUUUUUCUUUUUUAACAGAAACAAUGGAAUUUGCGUGUAAUGCACACUUUUUCUGUCCUUGUCCCUUUGUGUCUCUUUCAUUCCCUCAUUGACUACGUGAUGAGCUGUUCCAACAGAGGUGGGACUUGCUGUUGUUUGCAUCAUACAAAAUGUAAUAAAUGUUUGCAAUGAAUAACAGGCUUUAA